AUGCCCAUCAUCGCACCACUCCAGCCCGUCGCCUCGCUGCGCGGCAGGCCAGCUGCAUUCCCUCCUGCACUCGCUCACCCUCCCCAGGCCUUCACAGGGCUGCACGCGGCAGCGGCAGCAGCAACAGCAGGGCGCCGAGCGGUGAGGGCGGCAGCAGCAUCGGCGGAGGAUAACGGGUCACUAAGGACCCAGCCAGGCCAGGAGCAGGGAGGGGAGGCGGGGGGCGAGGCGGGGGGCGAGGCGGGCGGCGAGGCGGACCCGGUGUUGGAGGAGGCGCGGCGGCGCAGGGCGGAGUGGCAGGCGCCGGCGCCGACGCGCGUGGAGGCGAUUCUCGACGUGCUGUUUGUGUUUGGCGGGCUGCUGGACCGCCCGUUCGGGUCGGGGCAGAGCAUCGCCGCGGCGGGGCGCGUGGUGCUCGCGCGCGUGGAGAAGGAGGUGCAGGCGCUCCGGCAGGAAGGCGAGGGCGGUGCCGCCGCCGCUGCUGCUGCUGCUCCUGUGCGCACUGGCGCGGCGGCUGUUCCGCGGAGUGGGAUGGAGGGUUUUGCGGCGGAGGGAGCAGCAGGGGGGGGUGGUGAAGGCGGGAAGAGGGGCGUGGUGAACCGGCUGCAGGUGCUGUUUGAGUUGACGCGGGUGGUGCAGCUGAUGGGAGUGGACAUGCAGAUGGUGGGCGCUGCUGUCAAGGAGGAGACGCUGCUGAAGCGACUUGAGGAAGCCAAGAGCCACUGCCAGCUGGCAAUGCGCCUCGCCAAUAGCCUGUGA
Molecule: messenger RNA, 759 nt
Organism: Closterium sp. Yama58-4
Lineage: Eukaryota; Viridiplantae; Streptophyta; Zygnematophyceae; Desmidiales; Closteriaceae
Source: the annotation of a GenBank genome assembly